AUGAUCCGUGAUUUCUUCUGCUUGUUGCUGUCGGCCGUGGCUACCGCUUCGUUCGCUUCCCUUCUUCUUGGGCUACUCAUGAUUGGAGUUGUCAUUAUGGCCAGGAAGUUCAAGAUGAAUCCUGACAAUAUUACCACGCCAGUUGCAGCAUCACUCGGCGAUGUGUCAACGUUAUUCAUCUUGGUGAUUUCAUUGGUUUUUAUUUGA
Molecule: messenger RNA, 207 nt
Organism: Cooperia oncophora
Lineage: Eukaryota; Metazoa; Nematoda; Chromadorea; Rhabditida; Trichostrongylidae
Source: the annotation of a GenBank genome assembly